AUGUAUUUUGGGAGCAUUACUCUGGAAGUACGGCAAAUGGUUUUCUAUGGUCUCGUUCGUAUAUGUCUAGAGCAUCCGUUCUCCAACCCGUGGUUGCGAGAGGUCUCUAUUGAUCUCAUCUCGGUAUACAAUGACACACAAAUCGUGUCUUCGCAAUGGUAUAGCAUGGCACUCUUGGCCUGCUUCAUGCAUCGCAAGAUCAAAAAAGAAAAAAACAUCCUCCGAUCCUGA
Molecule: messenger RNA, 231 nt
Organism: Pseudocercospora fijiensis CIRAD86
Lineage: Eukaryota; Fungi; Ascomycota; Dothideomycetes; Mycosphaerellales; Mycosphaerellaceae
Exons: 2
Coding region: 1-231 (76 amino acids)
Source: RefSeq, a predicted model, not a curated record